UUCACAAUGUAAUAGAGUUUUAGCGCAGUCUUGCUUUUUCAUAGGCGUGUGUCAACUGUGUGUGUGCCAAGGGGUGCUCCGCUCUUACCAAUGCGAUUAAUGAACACAACGAACCAAUUGAAGGGACACUAAACAAACAACCCGCUUUUCCGUUUCGUCUGUUUUAAUACGGGCGAGCUUCGCGUCUGCAAGGAAUCAACCCUCUGCAAGAGCACAAAGGAAAAUUAAAAAAGGAAGCAAAGGUCUGUUGUGGAAUGUCACAACAUCCUUAAGCAACCCUGCACUUUACCCUCAGCUUAAUCACCUGACUGCUGUCCGGCUGUUUGAUUGGAUCAUCUUCUGAGGAUCUAGAGUGACAAUCUCUUUCGUCUUGCCACCGUGUUGCCAUCCACCCAGUGAGAGCCAAAGCCUGUCCACCGCUGCUCGUCUUCUGAAAGCAUAACAGUGGUGUUCAGUCUACUCUGGGUCAUGCUGUGUGGCUGACUUCUAUGCUCUAGCUGAAAUGAGGUUGGUGAUUUUGGGGUCGCGGCCCCUCUUGGCCUUGACCCUCGCGCUCACCCUCACCUGCCUAAAACACCUGUGCCAUGGUGCGGCGCCCUUUCCUCAGGACCUGGAACCUAUCAGCACCGUCGGUAGUGAACGCACCUACCUGUACCCCAGUUUCCAGGGGAACAUGUCAGAUAACGACACCGCCAGACUGGGGCUGGAUUUUCAGAGGAUGCUGCGGAUUAACCACAUGGUCUACAUUGCUGCGAGAGAUCACGUUUUUGCCAUUAACCUCAGCGCUUCAGCAGAGCGGAUCGUCCCCCAACAGAAACUGACAUGGAAGACAAAGGAUGUGGAGAAAUGCACAGUCAGGGGGAAAAACAGCGAUGAGUGUUACAACUACAUCAAAGUGCUGGUGCCACGAAACGAUGAAACUCUUUUUGCGUGUGGAACCAAUGCGUUCAACCCCACAUGUCGCAACUACAAGAUGUCUUCUCUGGAGCAGGACGGAGAGGAGGUGGUCGGUCAAGCCCGUUGCCCUUUCGAAUCCCGCCAGUCCAACGUUGGCCUGUUUGCCGGCGGUGACUUUUAUUCAGCCACAAUGACAGAUUUUCUAGCAAGUGAUGCAGUGAUUUACCGAAGUUUAGGAGAAAGCAGUCCUGUCCUGCGUACCGUAAAAUACGACUCAAAAUGGCUGCGAGAGCCUCAUUUUCUUCAUGCCAUUGAGUACGGGAACUACAUCUACUUCUUUCUCAGCGAGAUUGCAGUAGAGUACACCACCCUUGGCAAGGUGGUGUUCUCUCGGGUCGCUCGCGUGUGUAAGAAUGAUAACGGAGGCUCUCCGAGGGUUCUAGAGCGCUAUUGGACAUCUUUCCUGAAAGCCCGGUUGAACUGUUCGGUUCCGGGCGAUUCAUUUUUCUACUUUGAUGUUCUUCAGUCACUAACCAAUGUCAUGCAGAUCAACCACCGGCCUGCGGUGUUAGGCGUCUUUACCACUCAAGCCAACAGCAUCACUGGUUCUGCCGUAUGUGCAUUCUACAUGGAUGACAUAGAGAAAGUGUUCAACGGGAAGUUUAAGGAGCAGCGAAACAGCGAGUCGGCCUGGACACCAGUUCCUGAUGAAAUGGUGCCCAAACCACGGCCGGGGUCCUGUGCUGGUGACGGCCCUGCUGCUGGUUAUAAGUCCUCCACGGAUUUCCCUGAUGAAACUCUUACCUUCAUUAAGUCUUAUCCACUAAUGGAUGAGGCCGUACCGUCUGUCAACAACCGACCCUGCUUCACACGAACCACCAGCAGGUUCAAGCUGACCCAGAUUGCUGUGGACACAGCAGCUGGCCCAUAUAAGAACUACACGGUUCUGUUUCUGGGUUCAGAAAAUGGACGAGUCCUGAAGAUUCUCGCCAGCAUGCACCCAAACUCCACUUAUAGUACGCAGGUUUUGGAGGACAUCGAUGUUUACAACCCCAACAAGUGUAAUGUGCGUGGUGAGGACCGAAGGAUUCUGGGAUUGGAGUUGGACAAGGACCAUCAUGCCCUGUUUGUGGCGUUCUCAAGUUGCGUGAUCCGUGUUCCGCUCAGUCGCUGUUCUGACUAUGGCGCCUGCAAAAAGAGCUGUCUGUCCUCGCGAGACCCUUACUGCAUCUGGCUGAGUGCGGGGAACUGUGCCACAGUGGCGCCGGGAUUCAAGUCUGGAUUUGAGCAGUAUGUGGAGAGUGGAUAUCCUCAGUACCCAGACAGCUGUCAUGAUGUCUUGGCCACAACUCGCAAGCAGAACCCUGCGGUGGACUCUGCGUACGGAAAGACCUCACCCACAAGCGCCAGCACAACCAAUCAGGGGCCAGCUCUGCCUAAAGUCAAGGGUGUCCCUGAGACAGGUACCCGCCCCGAGGAGGGGAGGCGGGGAGGGCAGGGUUCUCCUGACUUGAAGCCAGGCAGUGUGGAGAUGGAGGGAGUUCGCCGACCCCCUGAGGUAGAUAAGUCCAACCACAGUGUUCACUACACUCUGCUCAUUGCGUGUGUCCUGGUGGCGUUUGUCCUGGGAGCUUUCCUCUCCGGAUUCCUCGUUUCCUGUUACUGCAACCACAAUGUGAACAAGACCAAAAGGCUGUCGAAAGACCCAGAAGCACCAAUCCCGCAUGCUCUAUCCCUGCGCAGCCUGGCCAAGCUAAACGGCUUGCUAGAGAGCCAAAACAAGGAUGAGAAGCUGGAGGUAUCCUCACCCAAACUUUAUAACUCUUUCUUCGCAAACGGAAAAGAGCAGGCGCAUCGCAGGAAUGCCCACCAUGCUGCCAUGACAGAACUCAUUCACCCACACCAUCACCACUCUGCAGAGCUCUCCGGCCUUCCCACACCUGAUUCGACUCCAGAGCUACCGAUCAAGAGUAUGAAAGCCUUCAAGAACCAAUGGGAGAAGAAUCAAAACUGCAAUAACGCUAAAGAACCCAAGUCCCACAACAUGGGAGCGUCUCGGCCAACCACUGGGAUGCAACACCAGAUUUUCCCCUUCUCCCAAGGACUGACCAACGGACAAGUCCUCGGUAGCUCGGCACACAUGGAGGAACGCAAAGUCCACAAUGCGGAGCGUGUGGCAAGCCAGCCGUAUCACUGCUACCCGCACAAGAUUGUAGACGUCACCUCGCUUGAUGAGCUUCUCAAACACAUCCACGAAAUCAACGUGGCUACGGGCAAGAGUCCCACCGUCCUCACCUCGUCCAUGUCAGCCAACGCCGGUCAGAUGGCGUUCGUGAACCGCGUACAGCCGCACAUCCCGGAAACGGAGUCUGCGCCCUACUACAGCUCCUCCACACUUCCUCGGGAUAGUCUCACUCGCCGCAUGGACGUCCCACCAGAGAUUCCUCCCCAUCAUCAAUCCACUCUGGAGAGAGUGUCCCGUCACCCGUCUCAACGCCACUCUUUGAUAACUACUCCCAAGAUGCCGAGCGGAGGCGUGGUGCCACGGCAGCACAGUUUCAACCAGCGCAGCGCCCAUCAGCCCCUCUUGCUUUCCCGAAUGAACUCUAACGGCAGCAGUUCGGGUUGCGAUGUACGGCACCCGCUCAUCCCUAACGGAUACCUAACUCGCCAGCAUAGCUACAGCGAGCAGCCAGAAGUCCACCGUGGAGCUAUUGUCCGUCGGACAGCCUCGCUCAAGCCCGACGUCCCGCCCAAGCCGCUGUUCAUCCCCGCCAGCUCGCCUGUCAACCAAGCAGGGAAAUUCAACUACUGAACAACGGAGAAGAAAAGCCUGUGGUUUUUCGGAAAAAAAAACACAACUCAGCCUCUCAGAACUGAGUGCGGUCAAGAACAAUUAAAAGACGAAAGACGAAAAACUUGCCUUUACAGGAAAAGAAAAAUAUCCUCUGGAGAUUGGCUGCCAGUGUUGUUGACUUUACAUUUGAACUAUGACUUGUUUUUCUGUUUCAUGAAUAUAUUUGUACCAUAUUGGUAUUGCUCAGCUAUUGGCCAUUAGGAAAGGAGGAGUUACAGGAGUCCACCUAGAUUUAGGCUGCCACAGUGAUAAGUGUGUGGCUUUACGGUGUUUCUUUGGACUGUCCAGACAGGUGUCACUGAUCCAAAACUCUGGACCUGAACUUUUAUCCGAACAAGUGUAUACACCUUGUUUGAUAUUCUGAUCUUUCUUGCUUUGGCUUAACUAUUCUGUUGAUGUAGAGUUGAUGAACUGUGCUGAUCCCAAUUAGAAAUGUGUAUAUAUGCAUGCGUGUGUGCGUGUGUGUGUAUAUAUAUAUAUAUAUAAAAAUAUAUAUGUAUGUGUGUGUACAUAUACAUACCCAGUGUAUGUAUCUAGAUUACUAAAAUGGUUUAGGCCCCUCAACAAGUUCCUUCGCCUUAUUUUGAAAGCAGAUGUGCCCACACAACCUGAAGUGAUCUCUGUAAAAUCCAUAAGCAAUAAUCUCCACUCCAUCCUGUCAACUCUAGUGUAAUGCAGUUUCAACAACUCAAACUCAAUAAAGUUCAAAUUCAGAUUAUUAAAUAUAGCAUUACAUCUAAACACUCGGGCCCAAGUGAGGUGAAUCAGUCUUAGUGUUACGAAGGAGAUGUAUGUAUAUACCUAAGAGGAAUGUAUUCUUUGUCUAUACGCUGCAGAAUCAGUGUGAGGUGCUCCAGUAUUUACCCUCUGUCUCCUCUGUUAAAAUCGGUGAAAGUGAAUCCAAAUUUAAUCUCUUACAGCGGAAUCGUCGAACACUGUGUCCUAACUAGGCGUGAUAAACCGAUAAAUCUCUUCUAUGUAAAUCUUACGUUUUUGUCUUAAACCAUCCCUGACCAAUAUCUGUGUUCUAUUAUAUACAGCCCCGCCCACAAUGAAAUCUGAUUGGUCUAUAACAAACGUUAAAUACCUGCUGAUUGGCUUAGAGUUUCAGUCUGACACACUGAAACUGGUCUUACCUGGAUAGGACACGGGCUAGUUGCAUAACCUUAGCAUCUAUGUUAAGACAGUGUUUUAAGAACUAGUCUGACCAACAGGUAACUAAGGGGUAAUCAGAUUCAGCUUAGACUAUCUUUUAUGUAACCAAAUUUUAAAAAAUUUGACCAGUCUUCAAGAUAAAAAUUAGAUGGCUAACUUUUAAGACUAGUCUAAACCUUUUAUGCAACCGGCCCCAGAACAGAAAAAAAAACGUACUUUUGUCCUGAGUUAUUCCUAUAUUAUGUUAAAAUGUAUCAAUAUUAACACUAAAACUGUUUUGUGUAAAUAGAUGAACAAUAACUAGCCAAAUUUUAAUUGUUUGUGUAAAUUUGUGCCUUAUUUAAUAUGAUGUGUUAAAGGGGGUGGUGGGGGUGGCGGCAGAGUGGGAGAGGGGACAUAAGAAAAGGGCAGAGAGGCCGUCAUUUAUCUUUUUAUUUUUAAUAUUUGUAAUUUUUUUUUAAAGCUUGGUUGUCUGUAUGUCAUAACUGUUGUAGAUAUAUAUUUCUAGAUACUUUUGAUAUCCCCAGUCUGUGUGAGGCUUUUGCAUUUGGAAGAGCAUCUACAUAGUUUUCCCUCCAAAGAGUCUAUCGAUCUGUCUAUCUAUCUAUCUAUCUAUCACUGUGUAUCCUAUCUACUGUUCUAUGUAUUUCUUUCUGUCUAUCGAUUGAUUAAUCAUUCUGGCUCUCAUUCUUUCUAUUGCUCUGUCUAUUGUUCUGUGUAUUUCUCUUUUGUUUUCUUUCUCUUUUUUUCUUGCUUUCACGUUGAACUCAGCAUUAGUUUAAGAAACUCGUGUCUUCACUGACAGGUUUGUUCUGAGAUGUAUGAAGUAAGAUGUAAGAUACGUGAACUUCUAAACUGCAGCGUAUCUUCAGAUCUUAUGUUUAAUGGCGAGAGCAAGACUUCUUAGGCUUUGCACUCUGUUUGGAGGAGAGACUUCUGUGUGUGUGUGUGUGUGUGUGUGUGUGUGUGUGUGUGUGUGUGCGCUUCACGAGGAGACCAUAUCAGUUGGCUGUAGUUCAAACACGUACCUCCCUUUGCUUUUUCCCAGUACUUCAGUCUGGCAGAGUAACUCAGAACAGUUCCUCUGCUCAAAGUCAUCUUCAUCUUCUUCUUCAGUCUGUCUUAAGACUCUAUGAUGUGUCGGCUUUUGCAUAAAUUUUUGGUGCUGGUCUGAGAUACAGUUUUUAUCAUGUACACUUGAAUGAACCUUUUAAAUUGGCUGCCUGUAACUGUGUGCUCUGUUGCCCCUCACAAAACCAAA
Molecule: messenger RNA, 6170 nt
Organism: Labeo rohita (rohu)
Lineage: Eukaryota; Metazoa; Chordata; Actinopteri; Cypriniformes; Cyprinidae
Gene: sema6cb
Product: sema domain, transmembrane domain (TM), and cytoplasmic domain, (semaphorin) 6E
Exons: 21
Coding region: 503-3712 (1069 amino acids)
Biological process (GO): neural crest cell migration; negative regulation of axon extension involved in axon guidance; axon guidance
Molecular function (GO): chemorepellent activity; semaphorin receptor binding
Source: RefSeq, a predicted model, not a curated record